Messenger RNA from Elaeis guineensis (African oil palm), 1565 nucleotides. The record is from RefSeq and is a predicted model, not a curated record. NCBI's taxonomy places the organism in Eukaryota, Viridiplantae, Streptophyta, Magnoliopsida, Arecales, Arecaceae.
UCUCGCGGGCUUCGUGCGUUUUCUUCUCCAACCGGAAACGCUAAGCGUUUUUUUUAUACUUCCCUCUGUUCUCUGGCGUUCUCUUCGACGGUCGACGACGACGGUGGUGGCGGACGCUGGUGGAGGCGAGGCCAGCCGCAGAUGGAAAUACAGCUCAAUAUAGAGUGCAGAUGCAUCCAGCAAAGUCAGAAAAAAGUUUCAAAUGAAAUCUAGCGACAUAUCUUUGGAGCAAGAGUAACUGGAGCUGGCUGGGUUUUUCCUGGACUUGGAUCUUAGCAAUGGCUGGAGGAGCUGGAGGGAACUCCAGGGAUCUGGACCAGACCUCGACAUGGGCCAUUGCUGCCGUCUGUGCCGUUAUCAUCCUCAUCUCCUUGCUUUUGGAAAAGGGUCUUCAUCACCUCGGAGAGUGGCUUACUAAGAAACACAAGAUGGCUUUAUUUGAAGCUCUGGAGAAGGUUAAAGCUGAGUUGAUGAUCCUUGGUUUCAUUUCCUUACUGCUGACUCUUGGACAGAAUUGGAUUGUGAAAGUCUGUAUACCUGAGAAAGCUGCAAGCACCAUGUUGCCAUGCCGCCUAGAAAAGGAGGAAUUGGCAGCAGAGAGGGGUGAAAGAAACCAUGGUAGACUAUUAUGGGAUGCACUCUUGGAUUCAAACCCGAAGCGAAGGAUCUUGGCUGCAACUUCAGCUGGUUCUUCAUGUUCUUCGGGGAAGGUGCCACUUGUUUCAUUGAAUGCACUGCAUCAGUUGCACAUAUUUGUAUUUUUCUUGGCUGUCUUUCAUGUAGCUUAUAGUGCUAUUACGAUGGCCCUUGGAAGAGCAAAGAUACGCAGAUGGAAGGAGUGGGAGAAGGAGACUUCGUCCACAUAUUAUGAAUUCUCUAAUGAUCCUUCAAGAUUCAGAUUUGCUCAUGAGACAUCUUUUGUGAAGCAGCAUACUAGUUUUUGGAAUAGAAUUCCAAUCUUAUUAUAUAUUGUAAGCUUCUUUCGACAAUUUUUCAGGUCUGUUCGUAAGACAGAUUAUUUGGCAAUGCGUCAUGGAUUUAUCAAUGUUCACUUGGCUCCAGGAAGUAGGUUUAACUUUCAAAAGUAUAUUAAAAGGUCUCUGGAGGAUGACUUUAAGGUGGUUGUGGGAAUCAGUCCUCACUUAUGGACUUCUGCUGUAAUAGUUCUGCUUCUUAAUAUUCAUGGAUGGCAAGAACUGUUCUGGGCUUCAAUAAUUCCUCUAAUUAUAAUUUUAGCAGUUGGAACAAAGCUUCAGGCUAUUAUCACUCAGAUGGCAGUUGAAAUUCAAGAGAGGCAUUCAGUGAUUCAAGGAACUCCUCUUGUGCAACUCAGUGACCAACAUUUUUGGUUUGCGCGUCCCCAAUUAGUUCUGUUUCUCAUUCAUUUUACGUUGUUUCAGAAUGCAUUUCAACUUGCAUAUUUUUUCUGGAUAUGGUAUGAAUUUGGGUUAAAAUCUUGCUUCCAUGAGAAUUUUGAUCUCAUCAUUGCCCGAAUUUGUCUUGGAGUUGGAGUCCAAUUUUUGUGCAGCUAUAUUACACUUCCACUUUAUGCGCUUGUAUCCCAG